This is a messenger RNA of Stegostoma tigrinum, 584 nucleotides long. RefSeq names its product NADH:ubiquinone oxidoreductase subunit B7 (gene ndufb7). Gene Ontology annotation, cellular component: mitochondrion. The transcript has 3 exons. Bases 68 to 433 code for a protein of 121 amino acids. The record is from RefSeq and is a predicted model, not a curated record. Lineage: Eukaryota; Metazoa; Chordata; Chondrichthyes; Orectolobiformes; Stegostomatidae.
ACGGAAGUGAAGCCCGCUGGGUGUGGGUACAGAUCCGGGUCAGAGCGGCGGGGUGACCCUGACGGCGAUGGGGGCCCAUCUAGCGCGGCGGUACCUGACCGACCCCGAUGUCGAGCCUGACCCCAGCAAGAUCCCCAGCUUCCCGCCCGACCUGGGCUUCCCGGAGCGGCAGGAGCGCGUGAUGAUUGCGACUCAGCAGGAGAUGAAUGAUGCCCAGUUGCCCCUCAGUCAGCGAGAUUACUGUGCUCACUACCUCAUCAAAUAUCUGAAGUGCAAGCGAGACAUGUGGCCCAAUUUCCUGGAGUGUAAGCACGAGCGUCACGAUUGGGAUUACUGCGAGCACAAGGAUUAUGUGAUGCGUAUGAAGGAGUACGAGAGGGAGAGGCGCUUACUGAUGAGGAAGAAGAAAAUGGAUGAGAGGCAGGCAGCAUAGCCAACUUUCCUGGAGAUGCUGAGUAACUGAGUGUGUGUCUCCCUCGGAGAACAGCACCCUGAUCUGGCCUGGGUGUCCUGUGGGUGAUUUUUUUUUUGUAUAUAAUUCUAAUAUCUCCUAACAUCAAUAAAAGGUCCAGUUAUAAACCCAA